AUUUAAAGGUUGAUAACAAUUAUAAUAAUGGGAAUAGUACACCUAGACCUAGUGAUCUGAGUAAUUCUUCUAAAGAUAUGAAUGUUCUAAAAAAAAUAAUUAAAAGUAAUUUAAAAUCCUUUUUACAAGUAGCAUCCACUGGCGGCAGUAAAAAAGUGUCACCAAUAUCAACCCCAAAAGUAUCACCACCAAAAUCUUUUUCUGAAAAAUCUGAUCAGGAAAAAAUUGAUAUAAAUGAGAUUCCUAUCAUG
Funneliformis geosporum is the source of this 251-nucleotide messenger RNA. The record is from the annotation of a GenBank genome assembly. Lineage: Eukaryota; Fungi; Glomeromycota; Glomeromycetes; Glomerales; Glomeraceae.